Molecule: messenger RNA, 879 nt
Organism: Acipenser ruthenus (sterlet)
Lineage: Eukaryota; Metazoa; Chordata; Actinopteri; Acipenseriformes; Acipenseridae
Product: large ribosomal subunit protein mL40-like
Exons: 6
Coding region: 67-780 (237 amino acids)
Cellular component (GO): mitochondrial large ribosomal subunit; mitochondrial ribosome
Source: RefSeq, a predicted model, not a curated record
CAGCAGCACAGGAAGUACCCGACCUUUCCUAAAGCUCCCCUGGAAACACAUGCCCUCCAAGAGAGUAUGGUAAAAACGCAUUGCAACUGCUUUAUUCAACUGGACACUAUUGAGCUAUUGAGGGGCGACUUUGCUCAGCAAACCUGCCAACGGACACGGUGGAACUCGCAGUCGACGUUCAGUGUUACCAGACGGAGAAGGUCGAGUGGAGCACGAGGGACGGGUUGCAGCUCUCUGGCUGUAUUGAGCCUGCAGGCACGGCAGACCCACUGGCAAACAACUAUUCUGGGGCUCAGGACGUCUCUGCCUAUGAGAGCAGAGCCUAAGAAAAAGAAGAAGGUGGACCCCAAGAGGGAGGUGGCGUUGAGAGACCGUCUGAAGAAGAAGCUUAAGAAGCUGGAGAGGGUUCCUCCAGAGCUGAUCCCCAUCGAGGACUUCAUAACCCCGACUAAAUACCUGGACGAAACAAGGGUACGAGAGCCUCCCCGGCUGUCCUUUGAGGAGAGUGAGCGCAGGGCGCUGCUGAUGAAGGCGUGGUCUCGCUACAAGCAGGAGCAGCACGAGGCGGAGAUGAAGACUAUCAGUGACGCGCUGGAGGCUCAGAGGGAAGCGCUGGAGGAACUGCGACUGGAGUCAGAAGAGCUUUAUCAAGCAGCCCUCAAACGAGACCAAAGGCUCUUUCCAUACGAGAGCCAGGGACCCUGCUACACCCCACCAAUACCUGGCUAUCAGGCACCCGAAGGCAAAUUCAAUGACAUAACCAAGGUGCAUACGCAAUAGAGAAGAGGCUGAAGGGUUCUGUGCAUACAUGUGUCUACUGUACGUUAAGCUUUUUUUGGAUAAAUAAUAAUAAAAAAAAACUGCUAGUGUGUUUCUUAA